ACGUCGUCAUCAGCAACGACGUGCCCUCCGACCCGCGCGCGUCCAGACAAGGCGUGCCGCCCGGCCACCCGGUGAUGCGGAGCUUCCUGGGCGUUCCCCUGUUUCUCCGGGCCCGACCUGGUGGGCAUGUACGCCGUGUCGAACCGCGAGGGCGGCUACAACGAGAGCCUGCUGAUGAGCAUCCAGCCCGUGACUAAAACGGUGGCGCAGGUGGUGGUGGGCGUGCAACGGCGGCGGCAGAAGUGGGAGGCGGAGGAGCGACUCAACGACAUGCUCGAGGCGACGCAGCAUGCAAUGGUGGCGGUGGCAGCGGACGGCAAGCUCACGUGCGCCAACAGAGCGGCGCGCACCCUCUUUGGGCUUGACACCGUUGCGGACGGUGAUGGCGAUGCGACAGGUGGCAAGCUGCCACCGGGGCUGAAGCUGGCGGACGUGCUGGUCAGCAUUGACGGCGACGACGGGCUACAUGCAGCGAGGCCUGGAAGCCUUUGCCGGGGAGUCACUCCACGAGCUGCCGGCAGAGGGGCGGCAGCACAGGUCGCAGGGAGAGGAGGGAGACGGUGCAGGUGAAGCAGCAGGCAGCAUGAGCCUCAGGGUGACCGUGGCUCGGGCUCCUCCAGUGAUGUGAAAUUCGUGGGUGACUGCCAGGGAGGCUGCUGGGGGGCAUUGGGGGCAGGCAGAUAGGGGGGCACGGUGGGAUGCUGAGGGUGGGAAGGAGCAGUCAAGAGCAUGGGGAUGGGGGUGAUGCAGGCGAGGCAGGGCACACGCAUGGCGGGCAGGAGUGUGAGCUUGUGCUGUCGACGGAGGAUGGCACCCUCACCAUUCUUGCUUGAGUGGAUAGCUUUGUGCAUGAAGAGUUAGCUUCAUCCCUGGUUUUGUUGUGUGCAGCUGAACUAGCUCAAGUCUUGCAGCACUUAUCACAUGGUUGUAAUAAGAAAGCCGCACUGGCCCAAGGCAUGCGAAGGACACGAC
Molecule: messenger RNA, 972 nt
Organism: Closterium sp. NIES-67
Lineage: Eukaryota; Viridiplantae; Streptophyta; Zygnematophyceae; Desmidiales; Closteriaceae
Source: the annotation of a GenBank genome assembly